This is a messenger RNA of Papaver somniferum (opium poppy), 1423 nucleotides long. RefSeq lists its product as uncharacterized. Lineage: Eukaryota; Viridiplantae; Streptophyta; Magnoliopsida; Ranunculales; Papaveraceae. The coding region runs from base 131 to 1285 and encodes 384 amino acids. The record is from RefSeq and is a predicted model, not a curated record. The transcript has 7 exons.
AUGGUUAAAAUCUCAUCCUCAUUGCUCCAAUUCAAACAAUUUUACCCAUUCGUAAAAUAAUUUGUAUCGAUCUAAACUCUAAAAAAUAAAUUGUUUUAUCAGCCUUAAGGGUUCCACUUUAGGUCAAAUUAUGACUAUCAACUUUGUAGCACUGGUACUCUUAGUGAUUUGUUUGAUCGAUGCAUAUAGCCGUGCAGUGUUAUUAGUGAAAGGAAGGAUGGAUGUGCUUUCAGAGGCAGAGGAAUUGGAUUUACAGAGGCAACUCGCAACUCUAAAUAAACCUCCUAUCCAAACUAUCCAUGCUCCAUGGGGCGAUAUAUACGACUGCAUCGAAUUCCACAAACAACCUGCAUUUGAUCAUCCUUUAUUGAAGAAUCAUACCUUUAAGAUGGGAGAAGAGAUUGUUUCCACAAAGUCACCAAAACUUGAAAUGUUGACGAAUCAAGAUGCUGAAUGCCCUAAAGGGACAAUUCCUAUUCGUCGGACAACUAGGGAAGAUUUAAUCAGAACCAGAUCUUUAUCGUCAAAUGCAGCUCCUGAUAAGCAAUAUAGAGCCGGUAUUACGUACAAAGCGAAAGGAAUUGGUGAAUCAAUUUAUGGAGCAGGUGGAUUGUUUAACGUUUGGACUCCUAGUGUAACCCAAGACCAAUCUAGCUCAACUGAAAUCGCUGUGCAGUCAGGCUCACCGGAGGAGCUCAAUGUCAUCAAAUAUGGAUGGACUGUAGAUCAAGAACUAUAUGGUAAUAUUAUCACUCGGAGUUUUGCAUAUUGGACAGGAGAUGGUGGUAAAAAUACAGGUUGCUACAAUACUCUUUGCUCUGGUUUUGUCCAAGUUCAUGAUAAAUAUACUCCGGAUAUGCCUAUUUACAACACUUCGACAAUUUGUGGAACACAAAUUGCAUUGAGGGUAUCUAUAUAUCUGGAUCGACAAACUGGAAGAUGUUAUUUAACACUCCUUGAUAGCAUUCAAAUUGGAUAUUGGCCUAUUGAGCUAUUCCCAGCAUUUGCACCAGGAGCUACUUAUAUUUACUGGGGUGGUCGUGUGAAAGCAGGUAAAAACGGAAUUACUCCUCCAAUGGGUAGUGGUCGCAUACCUAAUGAAUAUCCUGCUUGUAGCGGGUUUUUUCAACACCUUAAAUACAUAGACACGAAUAAUCAACAACUACAACCAGAACAAAUUGAACACAUUGUCGAGUGUCAUGAGCACUAUGCGGCUGAAUAUUACCCCGACGAUAAUAUCCUUCACUUCGGAGGAGAUGGUGGUGAUAAUUGUUCAUCCAAUUGACUUAGUUAAUUAUUUCGUUGAUGGAAGUUGUUGAAUGAGGAAAAAAUAAUGUUCAGAGCUUCUUUGGUUAUAAUCAUUUUUCAUAAUUUAACUGAGACGUUAUUUUCAAUAUGAAAUUAUAUUUUUCGUGGUUUGGAA